This is a messenger RNA of Phytophthora sojae, 2021 nucleotides long. RefSeq lists its product as hypothetical. The transcript is spliced from 9 exons. Gene Ontology annotation, molecular function: pectinesterase activity. Gene Ontology annotation, biological process: cell wall modification. Lineage: Eukaryota; Oomycota; Peronosporomycetes; Peronosporales; Peronosporaceae. The record is from RefSeq and is a predicted model, not a curated record. The coding region runs from base 1 to 1911 and encodes 636 amino acids.
AUGCCCCUGCUUCCCUUCUCCAAGACCCAGCUCGUAAUCAGUGCGGUGGCUGUCGCGGCCAUUUCGGCGGGCAUCUUGCUGUUGCUGGCGUGGUGGAUUGGCUUCCCAAACUGGGGUCUACUAUGGAAGAUCGCGGACGCCGUGCUGCUCUGUGUCUGCUACGGCUUCGUCACGAUCGGGUAUCCUCUCUUCUACUAUUUCUUCCAGCAGAUGGACGGCGCCAAGAGCACUGCGUUCUCGCUGCUGCUACCGCUGCUCAAGACGUUGUACCGAGUGAUGUUCUACUACUUAUGUCGGUCGGCUAGCGGCGAACAGAUCACGAUCGUCGUCGUGUUCAACGCCGACCUGGUCAACGCGCUCUUCGUCAAUUUUUGCAUGCAGUACCAGCCCUCGCUAACGACGACGGCCACCCUCAUGGGUGCCAACGCGGUGCAAGUCGCGCUGAUCGUACGAUAUAUGGACAGCAUUCGCCAAAAAAUCGCCGGCACGGCGGAGGAGAUUAUGCAGCUGAGGAGGAACGACAAGUACGCUUCCAAGCUGCCGGGCGAGCGAAUUGCAACGGCUAAGCUCGAGCUGCUCGAGCGCAGGUACGCGAGUCUGGUGCGAACACUCAUGUACGCGUCCGAGUUCUCCAUCCUCACAGCCUUCGCAGAAGUCAUCACGCCCAUCGUGUAUUCGCUGUACUUGUUCAUCGUCUUCCACAUGCCCAACCGUGACUACUACUCGCAGAUCGCUAGCAUGGACUCGACGCACUUGGCCAAGACGGUUCUGAACGUGCUCUUGUACAGCCUCGUGGAGCUCACCUCCUUCAUCGCGCUCACUCAGACGCUCAAGCGACACCUCGACUUCUCGACACUACACCAGCUCGCGUUCCCAGCGAUCAUCUUGUGGGUGUUCUACACGACGCAGAGCUCUCUCGAGCACUAUGGCACGGACUACACUUUCCAGUUCGAGUGGCUUCAUGUGAUCUUGCUCCUGUUGAGCGUUUUCGUCUCCGCCGAGGCCUCGUGCAGCGGACCCAACGCACGCACGCAGCCUCCCAGCGGCGCCAUUGUCGUCGAUGCCUCGGGGUCUUACAAGGGCAGCGUCAAGACGGUGGCGCAGGGCGCGUCGAAGUUGAGCGGCACUACGUCACAGCAGACGCUCUUCAUCUUCCCGGGCACCUACCGCGAGCAAGUCCAGAUCCCGCUGCUGAAUGGCCCGCUGGUGGUGCAGGGCUACACGUGCGAUACCAUGUCGUACGCUGCCAACCAAGUCACGAUCACCCAUGCCAUGGCGCAGAAGGACCUCGCCGCCAACGUUCAUAGCCGCAACGAAGCCGUCAGCACGCUGGUCCUCAAGUCGAACAGCGGCGUGAAAGUGUACAACAUCAACGUCGCCAACACCGCGGGCAACGUCGGUCAAGCUGUUGCCACCUACGUCGACGGAGCUGCCUACGGCUUCUACGCGUGCAAGUUCACCGGCUAUCAGGAUACGCUGUGCGCUAACAAGGGCCGAGAGCUCUACGCUCGGUCGUACAUCGGCGGAGCUAUCGACUUCGUCUUCGGUGAGCAGGCCAAGCCUGGUUCGAGUCUUGCGAUGUCGAGUCGGUUGGACGUGUUCAACAACGCCCGCGUGUAUGGAUCCGGCAGUCAGACUGCGUUCCUGGGUCGCCCUUGGCGUCCGUACGCUCGUGUCGUCUUCCAAAACAGCCAGCUCGGCAACGUCAUCAACCCGAAGGGCUGGCAGACCUGGGACAGCAGCUCCAGCACCAAGAACGUGUUUUUAAGGGAGUACAACAACACUGGCCCCGGCUCGUCCACUGCUCAGCGAGUGAGUUUUGCCGGGAAGCUGAGUGGACCCGUGCCGAUCGAGGAAAUGCUUGGAGCGAGCUACAAGUCUGAGUGGUGGGUUGACACCAACUUCCUGUGAGGGAUGCCUACAUGUUGUAGGCUGCACCUAACAACGGCCUUGUCAGUCAUAAAAAAGUCAAAUAGAUGUCGUACCCUGGAGGCCCUUUGUAGAUUGUGUUGGGGCCACAC